Molecule: messenger RNA, 1574 nt
Organism: Lolium rigidum
Lineage: Eukaryota; Viridiplantae; Streptophyta; Magnoliopsida; Poales; Poaceae
Product: zinc finger protein CONSTANS-LIKE 3-like
Exons: 2
Coding region: 121-1215 (364 amino acids)
Biological process (GO): regulation of photoperiodism, flowering; regulation of flower development
Cellular component (GO): nucleus
Molecular function (GO): protein binding; zinc ion binding
Source: RefSeq, a predicted model, not a curated record
AAGCGGCGGACACGCUCGGCUUCUCCUAACUUUUGCCUCGCCGUGGAAGCGAUCCUGGUGUAGCUCGCUCGCUCGCUGCUUGCUUCGAAGGGAUCUCGGUAGAGUGGUGGUGAACUGGCGAUGGAGUUGCAGGGGCUGGGGAGGUACUGGGGCGUGGGCGGGAGGAGGUGCGGGUCGUGCGCGGCGUCGCCGGCGGCGGUGCACUGCCGGACGUGCGCUGGGGGCGGUGAUGGCGCGUACCUCUGCGCGGGGUGCGACGCGGGCCACGCGCGGGCGGGCCACGUGAGGGUGUGGGUCUGCGAGGUGUGCGAGCUCGCGCCGGCCGCGGUCACCUGCAAGGCCGACGCCGCCGCGCUCUGCGCCGCCUGCGACGCCGACAUCCACACCGCCAACCCGCUCUCGCGCCGCCACGAGCGCGUCCCCGUGCUGCCCAUCGGGACGCCGUGCUCCGAUCAUCAGGACGCCGCCUUCGCGGUGUCGUUCGGCGGCCAAGACCAAGAGAAGCAGGGCGCCGUGCUGAACCUCAACGACGACGCGCUGGAUCAGGCUUUCGACGCCGGCGGCGGCAAGGACGGAGCCAAGCUAGACUUCCUGUUCGCGGACGUGAUGGUGGACCCGUUCUUCGGCUCCGACCUCCCGCGCUUCCCGCACGCCGACAGCGUCGUCCCCAACGGUGGUGGCGCGGUGGAGUUCGACUUUGGUGGCGUCAUCUCCAAGCCGUCCUCCUACAGUUCCUACACGGCGCCCUCGCUCGCUGGAAGUGGCUCGUCGUCGGAGGUCGGGCUGGUGCCAGAUGCGAUGUGUGGCCGCGGCGGCGGAAUCAUCGAGCUCGACUUCACGCAGUCCAAGGCGGCAUACAUGCCGUACGCCCCCACCCCUAGCCACAGUGUUUCGUCUGUAGAUGUGGGGGCGGUGCCGGAGCGGCCGACCGACGGCGCCGUCGUGGCCGGCGGUAUGGUGGCCGCUACGCCGGUGACCGGGGAGGGGCGGGAGGCGCGUCUGAUGCGGUACCGCGAGAAGCGCAAGAACAGGCGGUUCGAGAAGACCAUCCGGUACGCGUCCCGGAAGGCCUACGCCGAGUCGCGGCCGCGCGUCAAGGGCCGCUUCGCCAAGCGCACCGACGACGCCGACGCCGAUGCCGACGCGGUGACCGCGCCCACGCCGCGGCCAUACGUGCUCGACUUCGGCAACUACGGCGUCGUGCCCACCUUCUGAGGCGACCAGAACGCUGGCCGGCCGGGUGCCUAAUUAAGUUUAACCCGGCACGGCGAAGCGGCAUGGCACGGCAGCGUACGUGCUGCCGCGCACUUGUAUAAUUGCUUGCAUGUAAUGUUUUUCCGAGCUGGAUGAUCACUGGCUGGGGUGUUCACUGAACAUGCAUGCACGCACGUAUGUUUUGCUAGAACUAGAAUAAUACUGCUAGUUCUAGUUCAAUAGUCUACUACUAGUACCCUUUUGGGGGCUUAGCUUGAUGGAGAUUAGGCUAGGAACAAUGUAACGUGUUUGCUAGAACAGCUAGUUCUAGUUUUGGGUCGCAAAGAAUAUAACGGUUAAGUUAUGCAUUAUCUUAAAAA